This is a messenger RNA of Aspergillus aculeatinus CBS 121060, 2196 nucleotides long. RefSeq names its product WD repeat NOL10/ENP2 family protein. Lineage: Eukaryota; Fungi; Ascomycota; Eurotiomycetes; Eurotiales; Aspergillaceae. Gene Ontology annotation, cellular component: 90S preribosome; small-subunit processome; nucleolus. Gene Ontology annotation, biological process: maturation of SSU-rRNA from tricistronic rRNA transcript (SSU-rRNA, 5.8S rRNA, LSU-rRNA). Gene Ontology annotation, molecular function: protein binding. The record is from RefSeq and is a predicted model, not a curated record. The coding region runs from base 1 to 2196 and encodes 731 amino acids. The transcript has 6 exons.
AUGAAGCUCUCCAACCAGUCGGAGGUCCCGGUCUACACGAUCUCGGGCUCCAAUACUGCCCGCGAGCUCCCAGAAUGGCUUGCUAGGCGGAGAAAGAGGAGUUUGAAGAAUGAUCCGGAGUGGGCGAACAGAGUUGAAUUAUUGCAGGACUUCGGGUUCGAGGAAGCCAGUCGAUGCAUCCGCGUUAGUGAAGAUGGAGACUGGGUUAUGAGCACAGGAACGUACAAGCCGCAGAUGCACGUUCACUCGUUACAAGCUCUGUCCCUGAGUUACGCGCGUCAUACGGAUGUUGAAAACACUACCUUCCUUCUACUCUCGUCGGACUACUCCAAGUCCCUCCACCUCCAGUCCGACCGCUCCCUCGAAUUUCACACUCCUUCGGGCAUGCACCACAAGACGAGGCUUCCCAGAUACGGCCGUGACUUGGUAUACGAUAGACAGUCGACAGAAGCUUUGGUGCCAGCGGUUGGUGUCAACAGCGACGGCAUGGGAGAAGUUUUUCGAUUGAACCUGGAAAUGGGACGAUACAUGCGAAGCUUCGAAGUUGAUGUGGGUGGCGAUGACUUUACGUCUGCUGGUGGAGGUACAUUGCAGGGUGGAAUCAAUACGGGCGCUGUCAAUACAGGAGCAAUUGCCGAGGAAAGUCACAAUCUUCUUGCCUUCGGUACCUCAAACGGGACUGUCGAAUUCUUCGAUCCUAGGGCGAGAAGCAGGAUCGGCACUCUGGUAUCACCCGCGCACGGUCCCGAUGAGUCUCGACAAGAAAUCACAGCUCUGGAAUUCCACAGAUCUGGUCUAACGCUCGGUACGGGUUCUUCGAACGGACUCAUCUUCCUCUAUGAUCUGCGCAUGUCCCGACCCAUGUUGAAGAAGGACCAGGGAUAUGGCUUCCCCAUUCACACAUUGAAAUUCCUCCAGCCUUCCACCGCCUCCCGCGAACAGACCCUGGAACCCAAGAUUCUCUCCGCGGACAAGAAGAUCAUUAAGAUUUGGGAUCCCCGUGAUGGAAGCCCAUGGACAUCUGUUGAGCCUGCUGUGGACAUCAACUCGGUUGCUUGGUGCAAGGAUAGUGGAAUGCUUCUCACGGCCAACGAAGGGCCUUUGCAGCAUUCGUUCUUGAUUCCCCAGCUUGGACCAUCGCCUCGCUGGUGUUCGUUCCUCGACAACCUUGUUGAAGAAAUGGCCGAAGACCCCAACGACCCCAACGCGUUCAACCCCAGCCAGGCGGGCUCUGUUUACGACAACUACAAGUUCUUGACCGUUCCUCAACUCAAGACUCUCAACCUGGAUCACCUCAUUGGCCGGACCAGCCUUCUGCGGCCUUACAUGCACGGUUACUUUGUGGCUCAACAGCUCUACGAAGAGGCCAGGCUUAUCACCAACCCCUACAUGUGGGAAGAAGAGCGUGCCAAGCGUGUUAGGGAGAAGAUCGAGAAGGAACGUGAAAGCCGAAUCCGUGGCAAGAAGAAGGCCGCUGUCAAGGUCAACCAGAGACUUGCCGAGAAGCUGCUCAGCAUCGAGGAGAAGAAUGAGCGCAAGAGGGCGCAGCGUGUCCUCAAAAGGGGCGGCGACGAUGACAUGGUUGAUGCUCCUCCUACCGCCGCCGCCGCCACCACCACCGAAGAAGCCGACAAGAACCCUCUGGGCGAUUCCCGUUUCGCCAAGCUCUUCGAGGACGAGGACUUCGCCAUCGACGAGACAUCGCGCGAAUUCCAGCUUCUCAACCCCAGCACCGCGGUCGAGGCGCCUCCCCGCAAGGAAAGAGGCCUCACCGCCGUGGAACAUGAGAUGGUCGACGACGUCCGGGGCAGCUCGGACAGCUCCGAUUCGGAAAGUGAUGGCGGACAAUACAAGUCCAAGCCCGCCGCUUCCAACAAGAUCUCCACCGCCUCCUACCGCCGCAACAAGCAGGGCCGCAACCAGGAAGCGCCCCGCAUGGAGAUCUCUUCCUCGACCAACGUCAGCUCGACCCGUGACCGUUCCUUCGGCUCGCGCGCGCAGAACAUGCGCACCAGGGAUAAGCCCUCUCGUCGGGGCGGGGUGGUCGGCGAGCGUGAAGUCACCUUCACUCCCGGCGCUGGCAGACAGCAAGCGAAGAAGAGUUUCAACCGACCCGAGCAACAGUCUACAUCCUCCCACAAUUUCCGGGCCAAGGAGCGUCGCAGCGCUUCCGGUAACACCUUCCGCAAGAUGUAA